GGAAACUCUAAACCUUAAUCUGUGGUAUCCGAGCCUUGAAGUACUUAUCCUUAACCAACCACUAUUAAAACGCCUUUUAAGCGUAAUCAAAGGGAGAAAACAGCCGUAUUCACGUGUCUUCCGUCGUCCUUAUAACGAUUGUCAUUUUUUGCAGACUUCUACGCGUAUUCUCGUUCUAAUCAAUUGAGUAGUUCGUUGGUGCUUACAUAACGAUAAUCUUUCUACUUUAAGAUCUAUUUUUUAGUACACAUAGCAAAUAUGCAAACCGAACAGGUAGCUGGUGCAAUUGUACUGUUGACUGUUGCAGCAUUCACUUUAAAGUGGGUAUUUAGUAGCAACUCAAAAUCGCCUGCAACAUUCAGAUCACCAGCCGUGAGUCAUGAAUUCAGAGACAAUGUUUUUAGAAUUCAUACCAUGUUCCCCGUUGUUUCCGCAGCCGCCAUCGCCUAUGACCUGCAACAUACCAACAGCGCCGAUCAAACCAUUGACAACAUUCUUUCACGUCAGACGCUUCCCGAGCCUCCCGCAGAAUGGCCGUUGAAUCAGUUAUUUGCAGAGGCACCUGUAAAUCAAGAGGCGACGGAAGAGCAUCGCCACGACUCUCUAAGUUCUACUGGUAAUUCCAAACCCAGUCUCAUUGAAAAGUAUAAUUUGACUGCUCGGCUCAGUGAAUCUUUUGUUGACACUGACAACAAGCCGGUAAAGUUUCCAUCGACGAAACAAGAACGUGAACGCUUGUUCCGUAAACGAAAGGAAGAUGCGAUUCUUCGUGCUCGCAAACGCAUGGAGGAACAAGCAAAUAAAGAGUAAUGUUGCAUUUGGAUACAAUUUAUGACUUGCACAGGCCGCGCCUGGUUUGUACCUACAAAGAUACCAUAGCAAUGUAAUCAAAAAAUGAAAAAGUGUCUAUAUCUGUAAAGUUUGU
Schizosaccharomyces japonicus yFS275 is the source of this 925-nucleotide messenger RNA. Its product is annotated as CUE domain-containing protein Cue1/4 family protein. The record is from RefSeq and is a predicted model, not a curated record. Bases 259 to 810 code for a protein of 183 amino acids. Lineage: Eukaryota; Fungi; Ascomycota; Schizosaccharomycetes; Schizosaccharomycetales; Schizosaccharomycetaceae. Gene Ontology annotation, molecular function: ubiquitin binding. The transcript has a single exon.